GAGCGUAUGACGUAGCAGCCGGAGUGCAGAGGUGUUUACUGUUCCUUCUUCGUCGUGGGGAGAAAGAGACCAGCAAACCGGAGAGCUACGAAGAAUACAGACAUUUUAAAAGCUUAAUAAGACAAAUAUAGAUAAUACAGAGUCUAAGACAGUUAGCAACAGCAUAUCUCCAGCCAUGGCGUAUGCAUACCUCUUCAAAUACAUCAUUAUUGGUGAUACGGGCGUGGGGAAGUCGUGCUUAUUAUUACAGUUCACAGAUAAGAGGUUUCAGCCAGUCCAUGACCUUACUAUCGGUGUUGAAUUUGGUGCACGGAUGAUCACUAUUGACGGAAAACAGAUCAAACUCCAAAUUUGGGAUACUGCUGGUCAGGAGUCUUUCCGUUCCAUAACUAGGUCCUACUACAGAGGUGCAGCAGGAGCUCUCUUAGUUUAUGACAUCACAAGAAGGGACACUUUCAACCAUUUGACAACCUGGUUAGAAGAUGCACGGCAACAUUCCAAUUCCAACAUGGUAAUCAUGCUUAUUGGAAAUAAGAGCGACUUAGAGUCUAGGCGAGAGGUGAAGAAGGAAGAAGGGGAGGCAUUUGCCAGAGAACACGGACUUAUCUUUAUGGAAACUUCUGCUAAAACAGCUUCAAAUGUAGAAGAGGCAUUUAUUAACACAGCCAAGGAGAUUUAUGAGAAGAUUCAAGAGGGUGUCUUUGAUAUUAAUAACGAGGCAAAUGGAAUUAAGAUCGGACCCCAGCACGCUGCCACCAAUGCAACACUUGCAGGCAACCAGGGAGGACAACAGGCAGGUGGAGGCUGUUGCUGAGGCUGUAUCUGACUGGUUGGGCCUACUAACCUUUUCUUAACCUCCCCACUCCAGCCCAACCUGCAAAAUCGACUCAUUUACUAGAUGGCUGUUUGUCAAGAGAGAAGCCCAAGUCUUUCACAAUCCCUGUAAAACUUUGAAGUCCAUUCAGUUAAAGACAACACGAUUUUGAGGAUUGUAUUCAUAUCUAUUUACAUUUAAUUUCUAGGUAAAUUGUUGUAAUUUUUUUUUUUUUUUUUUUUUCAGUGUUUGUUUGUUUAUUGUGCCCUUUUGACUUCAAACUGAAUUGUAUUAAACACUACAAAGUCAUCUUAGUAUUUUAAUCAGUUUGUGUGGGUAAAUUCCCCAGCUAUUAUGGUUACCUGAAGCUUAAUAUAGAAGUGUGUUAAGAGUGGUCAGCCAUUUGAUGAAGACAAAAAAGGACUGUUUUAAUUCUAUAUUUGUCGUACGCUUUCUGUAUAUAUAGUUAUAAUUAUAUGCUUUGGUGUAUACCUACACAGCUACAAUUCUUUACUGAGUUUGCUUACAUUCUGUACGGUACAAUUAGAGCUUGAAACUGCAACAGUAUUGCUAUAGCCCAAACAUGCUUUGACACAAUUUUAAUCCUGUUUGACCUUUUUUUUUGUCCCUCCUUAUUUACCUUUUACUUCAUUCCCCAGUAAACCUCUAAACCCCUCAUUGUAUAGUGAUAUUGGCUCAAUAUUGUUUAUCUAUUUUAAUGCCAAAAGUUGUGUUUUCCAAACUAUUUAACCCCCUCUUCUUCAGAAAUAGAUCACCUCCUCUCCAGAAAUGGACCAGCUGUUUGCCUUAAAAAAAAUCUAAAGCAGUAGAGCAAAAGAGAAAAUGAAUGAGGGAUUCAUAAUAAUGUGGAUACUUUAUUAUUCUUAUAUUAUUAUUGUUGUUUUAUUUUUUUUUUUUAUAUAUAAUUAGAUAAAAUGCGCUUGGUUUGCACUAGGUUUAUUUGUCAGUUCAUUUCAGUGCACAUCAGCUCUAACUUGUCUGAGUGGUUGUGUAAAGAUGUUUGUAGGUAUGUGGUGAACAUCUCGUCUGUUGUGAAAGGGGUGUGAUAAAAGCUGAAACCGAGUAUCUUUGUGACCCUCAACUUUAUUUGCUGUGUUGGUUCUUCUAAAAUGAAAUGUUACAAAAAUGAAAAAUAAAUUCCUGUGGUUAAACAGAUUCUAAACUGAUACAUAUUCAUUUUGAUGUCUGUGAAAAUUAAAAAUGGUGGCAUAUAUUUUUUGUAUACUGUAACUAAGGAAAAAAAAGCACAUUUCUUAGAGAAACUUUUUUGCCUCCAGUGUAGUGAUUGUUAUCCAGACAUCCUGUAUAAAUACAUUUUCAUUGUGUCAUCACAUAAAUUAAGAUGCAAAAGUAAUGUGUUUGUUUUUAAGCAUGAUUGGUAUUACUGGAUUAUACUUUUAAACCCAGAAUUGUCCAAACUAUAUUGUUAAAAUGUCCGCAUUUAGAUAAUAUUAUGUACUUGUGUGUAUGUAGCAUAACAUUUAUUUUGUUUCAGCUGUUUAAAACAACCUUGGCCUCACUUUGCAUUUGCCGAUAGUAAAAUCAUCUGGCGAUUCUACCUUAAUCCAAGUCUUAAAUUGUUUUGGCUGCCAAAAGGCAAAAAAAUUGAAUUCUCCAGUGUCACUCGUGUGUAAGUUGCCAGAUCACUUGGAUAUGAUGACAUCUGUAAUAAGAAUUUUAAAGGAGUUAUGUCACAAUUUCAGUUUCAGUAGUGAGGUGCAUUGUUUUCAGUUUUCUAUGAAUGCUCAAGGGGGUAUUAUUCUUGGUAAAGAGCCAAGAUGCCUUAAACCAAUUACACCUUG
This is a messenger RNA of Polyodon spathula (Mississippi paddlefish), 2637 nucleotides long. RefSeq names its product ras-related protein Rab-2A. Bases 176 to 814 code for a protein of 212 amino acids. Gene Ontology annotation, cellular component: Golgi apparatus. The record is from RefSeq and is a predicted model, not a curated record. Lineage: Eukaryota; Metazoa; Chordata; Actinopteri; Acipenseriformes; Polyodontidae. Gene Ontology annotation, molecular function: GTP binding; GTPase activity. The transcript is spliced from 8 exons.